Messenger RNA from Medicago truncatula (barrel medic), 918 nucleotides. RefSeq names its product secoisolariciresinol dehydrogenase. The record is from RefSeq and is a predicted model, not a curated record. NCBI's taxonomy places the organism in Eukaryota, Viridiplantae, Streptophyta, Magnoliopsida, Fabales, Fabaceae. The transcript has 2 exons. Gene Ontology annotation, molecular function: oxidoreductase activity, acting on the CH-OH group of donors, NAD or NADP as acceptor. Bases 94 to 915 code for a protein of 273 amino acids.
CAUUAAAUUAUCUACUUAUAAAUUGAAGUUCCUCUGUAGUAUAUUAUAGAGUAGUAAAUUGAAUUCUCUAUAGUUGAGAGCAAAUCCUCUUCCAUGGCUUCAAUUGCCAAAAGGCUUGAAGGUAAAGUAGCAAUAAUCACUGGAGGUGCUAGUGGCAUUGGUGCAGCUACUGCUAAACUAUUUGUUCAACAUGGUGCUAAAGUUAUCAUUGCAGAUAUUCAAGACGAAUUAGGCCAAUCUCUUUGCAAAAAUCUUGGCACAAAGAACAUUCUUUGUGUUCACUGCGAUGUAACUAUUGAAUCAGACAUCAAAACCGUGGUUGAUAUCGCAGUUUCAAAUUAUGGUAAGCUUGACAUCAUGUUUAACAAUGCUGGUAUCUCCGAUGACAAAAAUAGAGAAAUAUUGAAUUAUGAUAGUGAAGCUUUCAAAAGGGUAUUUGAUGUUAAUGUUUAUGGAGCUUUCUUGGGUGCUAAGCAUGCUGCUAGGGUAAUGAUCCCACAAAAGAAAGGGGUUAUUCUUUUUACUGCAAGUGUUGCUACAAAAAUUGCUGGUGAAACAACACAUGCUUAUACUUGUUCAAAGCAUGCAUUGGUAGGGCUUACAAAGAAUUUGUGUGUAGAAUUAGGAAAAUAUGGGAUUAGAGUUAAUUGUAUCUCACCUCCGGCUCUUCCUACUCCAAUUCUAAUGAACUCAUUGAAGUUGAACAAGAAUGAAGUGGAGCAAGUUUUGUCCUCAGCUGGUGUGUUAAAAGAGGUUGUUCCUAAAGUUGAGGAUAUAGCUGAGGCAGCACUUUAUUUGAGUAGUGAUGAGUCCAAGCUUGUUAAUGGAGUCAACUUUGUUUUGGAUGGAGGUUAUAGCACCACCAAUAUGUCAUGCUUUUUAGCAUUCAAAAGUUUGAUGAAAAUGGAUAAAUAAAUU